AUGGAAGUUACAACGGUUUAUAUAUCGUCGAGGGGGUUUAGUUGUAAAGGCGAAUCAAUUGAAGAUCCAAAAUUAGUUAAAAAGUUGUUAGAGUUAUCUGAUAGGAGAACAGAGCAUUUACUUGGUCUUCUGCCUUUAGUUCCUGGAAUACCUGUUAUUUUAACACAAAAUAUUGCUAUAGAACUGGUUCUUAUCAAUGAAAUGAAUGGGAUCUUUCGACAAAUUGUUUAUGAAGAAGAUUCUGUUUCAACAGACAGUAUCUCAGAAACAUUCCCCUGUGGUACACGAUAUAUCCGUAAACCAUUACGUGCAUUACCACUUGUGCCUGCAUAUGCUAUCACAACACAUAAAAAUCAAGGUCAAACUUUCAAUAAUGUUGUUAUUGAUUUAAAACUGCCAAGUAGAACUGACGAUAUCGCCGCAAUUCAUGUACCACUGUCACGAGUGAAACGUUUGACUGAUCUGAUUAUUUUAAGACACUUCGAUUACAAAACUUUAUUGAUGAAACCAAUCAAACCGCAAGUUAAUGAGACAGAAAGACUAGAUAAACUAUAUACCGAAACACAGUGA
Messenger RNA from Adineta ricciae, 570 nucleotides. The record is from the annotation of a GenBank genome assembly. Lineage: Eukaryota; Metazoa; Rotifera; Eurotatoria; Adinetida; Adinetidae.